Messenger RNA from Caenorhabditis briggsae, 1326 nucleotides. The record is from RefSeq and is a predicted model, not a curated record. The transcript is spliced from 5 exons. NCBI's taxonomy places the organism in Eukaryota, Metazoa, Nematoda, Chromadorea, Rhabditida, Rhabditidae. Bases 1 to 1326 code for a protein of 441 amino acids.
AUGAAACUUCCAUCGAUAAUCGUACUUUUAAUUCAUAUCAAUUCGGCUUAUGAAGGAUCCUGUAAUUCUGGAAAAUUGACAGACCAAGAAAAUAAGCAUAGGCUGAACACUUGUGGAAUCGAGGGACUUCCCCAACCAUCUCCUGACUCCGUCGGUUCUGAUGUUCCCUAUCUAUCCGAUACUUGGUUAUGUUGGGGACAAAACGACCCGAGUGAUGAAUCGAUAUCCACUGCUUCUCUCAUAUCACCCAGACAUCUUAUCACUUCUUCGGAACUGGUGCUGACUAGAGAAAUGCAUUGGAGAGCAAAUGGUCGAAAUUUUGAUUUUCAGGAGGAUUGCAGAAAAAAAGAGAGAGCCAAAAAUUUUUUUUUAAUGGUUUUUUAUUCUGGAAAAUGCAUUUUGUUCAGACAUCUGGAGCUGCCAGAGAAACAUCUAACCGGUCUACAAUUUACUUUGCAUCGAUGCUAUGACCCGACAGAUGCAAAAUGUCAGGGCAAUGUUCUUCUGGCAAAAAGAGCUUAUAUUUUGGAUAUUUGCCUAGAGUCGGGUUACAUUCAAGACCAUUUCAGGGAAGUUUUCUCGCCAAUGAUCGUAGAAAUCGAUUAUGGUUUUAAUGGAAGCACUCCAUGUCUAGCUGAUAAUCGUAUGAAAAUUUUUAAUGGAUCAGAAGCGGAUUCAUAUGGAUUGGGGAGGUUUGAAGAACAGAGAUAUACAAUGAAGCAUAGGAAAUUAACUAUAGCACAUACUGAUAAUUUGCUUGUUUUCACGGAAUCUUAUAAGGGAGAACAAAGGAGAGGGGGUCCAUUGAUUCAAAGAAAUCCAAACACUUCGAAAUGGACAAUUAUUGGAUUCCAAGCUUCUAAUAAUAUGAAGCUUUCUGCAUUUUUCAACAUGAAACGUCUCCAAAAUGUUCUUUGUGAAUUAAUUGGGAUUUGCCCGUUUUCUAAUUCUGAAAUCAUGUUCUCGAUGUCUUCUGAAUUCCCUAUCAGUACUUCUACAUCAUCUGAGCCUACAGUAUCCAACUCCACGUCUUCCGAAAGUUUAACUUUUACUUCCAAAGCGUCAACACCCAUAACUAGGAAACCCAAACCAUCAGUUCCAUCGAAUACAAAAACUACAAUAAAUCUAAAACUCGACGACUCUUUCGAAUCUAUCCCUGAAGAAUUGGAAAAAGAUUAUGAAGAAAAUGAAGAGAAAGGAGACGAUAUGGGUAUUGAUCUUUAUGUUAGCAGGGAUUUUUUCACGGGUGGAAAUCGAGGGAAAGGAGAAAUUAGUUGGGAACAUUUGGUUUUUUUUUCUUACUUUGUUUUUGACUUUAUGAAUUAA